CGAAUGAAGCAAAACGGCAACUUUUUGAAACCCAGUUUCAUUUCCCUGGCCCCUGGUAUUCUUAUCGGCGAUUCAAAGCCCAUAACAGUAGCGCAAAAACAGUAAUAGAUCUCUCAUUCCGAAGUUUCCGUUAAAGAGAAACCUCCGAAGUUCGACAAGCACGCGUCUCGACCUCUUGCAGCAAACCCUGCUGGUGGAAGGAAAAAGAUUUGGCGCAUCGAACGGAUUGGCUCUCUUUCCAGCUCGGUCAGGGUCAGAUUCCAUGUCUCAGACGCUUUUGGUUCUGAAUCUUCUCAGCCUGCUUUCGUUGAGCUCCGGAGCUACGUCGUUCUCUCAAGGAUCGCGCUCGAUCCUUCGGGCCAUCGACAACGAGAAAGGUGGUCCUCAUGAUUACGCCGUCGAUUUGAACGCCACGAAUUUCGAUGCGGUCCUCAGGGACACCCCUGCUACCUAUGCAGUCGUCGAGUUCUUCGCCCACUGGUGCCCUGCUUGCAGAAAUUAUAAGCCCCAAUAUGAAAAAGUUGCUAGGCUAUUUAAUGGACCUGACGCAGUGCAUCCAGGAAUCAUAUUGAUGACAAGGGUAGAUUGUGCAUCGAAGAUAAACACUAAACUUUGUGAUAAGUUCUCUAUUGGUCAAUAUCCUAUGCUAUUUUGGGGCGCUCCUUCUAAAUUUGUAUCGGGUGGUUGGGAACCUAAGCAAGAGAAAAGUGAAAUACGUGUCAUUGAUGAUGGUCGGACAGCCGACCGAUUGCUUAAUUGGAUAAACAAGCAAACAGGCAGCUCUUUUGGCUUGGAUGAUGAGAAAUUUGAAAAUGAGCAUCUUUCAUCAAAUGUGUCAGACCCUGCACAGAUUGCACGAGCUGUGUAUGAUGUUGAGGAGGCAAUGUCAACAGCCUUUGACAUCAUCUUAGAACACAAGAUGAUCAAAUCAGAAACCCGGGCUUCACUAAUACAAUUUCUUCAACUUUUGGUGGCUCAUCAUCCUUCUAUGAGGUGCCGGAAGGGAAGUGCAGAGGUACUUGUAAACUUUGAUGAAAUGUUCCCAUCAGACUUGUUGUCAAAUAGCGAGCAGGAAGAUAAUGGCGGGAAGGGCACGCGGGGGAAUUUUCAGAUAUGUGGAAAAGAUGUUCCUCGGGGAUAUUGGAUGUUCUGCCGUGGCAGCAAGAAUGAUACAAGGGGCUUCAGUUGUGGGUUGUGGGUUCUGCUGCAUUCACUAUCUGUGAGAAUUGAGGAUGGAGAAAGCCAGUUUGCGUUCACAGCUAUAUGUGAAUUUGUACACAACUUCUUCAUCUGUGAGGAAUGUCGCCAACAUUUUUAUGAAAUGUGUUCAAGCGUUGCUAGUCCUUUCAAAAAAACGCAUGAAUUUGCCCUUUGGUUGUGGAGUGCACACAAUAAAGUCAACGAAAGAUUAGUAAAAGAUGAAGCACUUCUAGGAACUGGGGAUCCUAAAUUCCCGAAGAUGAUAUGGCCUCCAAAGCAGCUUUGCCCUUCGUGUCAUCUCUCUAAUAACCAUGGAAAUAAUGGAUUUGAUUGGGACCGGGAAGAGGUGUUCAGAUUUUUGGCUAAAUAUUAUGGGAAAAUGCUUGUAUCUCUGCACGAGGAAAAGAAUAAUCAUGGGAAUGAUAGGCCUGAUGGGGCUCUUGAAGAUUUGGUGGUCUCAACGAAUGCGGUUGUGGUGCCUCUGGGGGCUGCAUUGGCGAUUGCUGUUGCUAGCUGUGCAUUUGGGGCACUUGCUUGCUACUGGCGUUCGCAGCAAAAGAGUCGGAAGUAUUUUCACCAACUACACUCUUUAAAGAACAUAUGAUAAGUAGGAGAAUAAUGGGUUCUUUAAAAAAGGUGUAAAGGAGAACAAUUAGAACAAAGAGAGAAAAAAAGAAGAGAGAGAAAGAGUUGGUUGUUGGGAGGUUUUCAAUUUUCUUAUUUUUGUUUAUUUGUCACAACAUUUCAGGCCAAGGAGAAACUGGAACUAAAAAUGUUUUGGGGACAACCCGAAAGACAAUAAAGUGCGCAGUUGGUGGGUGAAAUCAGGGUCUGAGUGUGGGAAUCCAGAUCAAAGCCUUGUACCAAAUGCCCUGCUUGAGGUCCUCUUUCGUGUCCUCUUUGAAGUUUUAUUUUUUGACAUUUAGAACAGACUGUACAGAUUUUUACCCUGAUCUUAAUUUUGGGAGAGAAUCAUCCUAGGUCUGUGCAUUUUCCCCCCCCACCCAAAGAGGAAUAUUUAUUUUUGUUAAUUGUACUGAUCUGGAAAAGAAAGUUGAAAAAAGUAAUGUUUUGAGAGAAUGUAUCAUUGUUAUCCAA
Carya illinoinensis is the source of this 2298-nucleotide messenger RNA. Its product is annotated as sulfhydryl oxidase 2-like. Gene Ontology annotation, cellular component: Golgi membrane. The transcript has 11 exons. NCBI's taxonomy places the organism in Eukaryota, Viridiplantae, Streptophyta, Magnoliopsida, Fagales, Juglandaceae. Bases 263 to 1804 code for a protein of 513 amino acids. Gene Ontology annotation, biological process: protein folding. Gene Ontology annotation, molecular function: flavin-dependent sulfhydryl oxidase activity; protein disulfide isomerase activity. The record is from RefSeq and is a predicted model, not a curated record.